UAUAAAAUCAUGGAAUUCGUCUUGCUCUUCCGCGCUCUUGGCCUGCGCUUCACGUUACCAAACAAAAACCGCAUGAUUUUCCACUGCUUUCAUCUUCCUCUCUUCCACUGAAGAAAAUCUCUCGCCAUUUCUCUUCACAUUGUUGCCCACGCCACAUUCUUCCGCUGCUCAAGGUGUUGAUUGACUUACCGCGGCGUGAGAAGGCAUUUUUUCCGAGUUUCCAGCUUGUUUCGACAUUUGCUUCCUGAGUUCUGAGGUCUAAAAAUGGCUCCCAGAGUGCGAAGUAGAAAGAGGGGUAACUUAAGAAUUGAUGCAGCACUCGACGCCAUGGCACCUUUCGGAUUUUCUCCGAAGUUGGUUCGUGACACGGUGAAGGAGCUCCUCAGUGUCUAUGGAGGAGACGAUGGAUGGGUAUUCAUUGAAGAAGGCUCUUAUACUCUCUUGAUCGAUACCAUUCUCGAUAAACUGAAAGAUGGGGUAAUAGUGCAGGUUCAUGAAGAGAAUGAAAGAGCUGAAAUUCACGAGGAGACCUCCAUAGCUGGCUGUUCAUCUAAUCCAAGGGAUGAGCUUACCGUGAAGGAGAUUGACGAUGUUUUAAUUUCUCCAUAUGAGGACAAUGAAGCUUUCAGGAUCACGACCCCAUUGUCUACAAUUGAUUCAGAAGGAAGAUAUCGGAUAGACGAUGCAGGUCCUGGUGAUGAUGAUCAUUUUAGGAGUCCUCCAAACCAGUCUGCACCUGCGGCUCAUACCCCGAAAAUUAGUAGAAGGCCGUAUCAUGGCUGGAUCUCUAGCAACGACAAGAAGGAAGAUUUGGUGCACUUACCACCAGAUCCGGAGUUUGCCAGGUUACUCAUGACUCCAACGCAGAGAAAACGAAAGCAGCGUUGGGAUGUGAAGCCUGCAGAAUCAUAAGGUAAUUGGUGAUUUGAGGGAAGAUAGAUGUAUGUAAGUACAAAUGGUAAUUGGUUGUGGGAGAGACAGGCCCCUGCUAACUGUUACUGCUCUGACCGUAGAAGAAGCUGUUAGUUGUGUAAUUUAGACACUUUACUUUAGUUCCAUCAUAUUCUGGUUUUUCCCUUAAGAAACAACUCCAAAGCUGAGAUAUGAAUUUCCCAUCUCUU
Molecule: messenger RNA, 1121 nt
Organism: Momordica charantia (bitter melon)
Lineage: Eukaryota; Viridiplantae; Streptophyta; Magnoliopsida; Cucurbitales; Cucurbitaceae
Product: Nucleolar histone methyltransferase-related protein
Source: RefSeq, a predicted model, not a curated record